AUGGAAGAGCCCGGAUCGGCAGCACAACCUCCGCAAAGUGACACGUCCAGUAACACCAGCUCUAACGAUUGUUACUUCGAUCUUCCGUCGCGGUUUCCUCUCUCACAGAUCAUUCCGAUUGGCAAAGGUGCGCAAGGAGCCGUGUGCAGUAUCCUGGAUGAACGAACAGGACAACGGUUGGCGGUGAAGAAGCUUUUGCAGCCAUUUCGAGAUGUGACGAUCGCAAAACGAUCGUACCGUGAAAUCACUCUACUGCGCCUUGUCGAUCACCCAAAUAUCAUCAAACUUCUGUACGCCUACACACCACAGGACACGUUGGACACCUUCCGCGACGUGUAUCUCUUCACCGAGUUGAUGGAUGGCAAUCUGCGAAGUGUGAUCGGAACCAAGCUUGAUCAUGAGCGUAUCUCGUUUCUCCUGUACCAGAUGCUGUGUGGUAUUAAACACCUGCACGCGGCCGGCAUCAUCCAUCGUGACCUGAAACCCUCAAAUAUCGUCGUGUGUAGCAACUGCAAUCUGAAGAUACUUGACUUUGGUUUGGCGCGGAGUGUUGAUACCAGCUUCGCUAUGACGCAGUAUGUCGUGACACGUCACUAUCGGGCACCUGAGAUCAUCCUGAACAUGGAGUACGACACCAAGGUGGACAUUUGGUCGAUCGGUUGCAUCAUGGCGGAGUUGAUUACGGGCAAUGUGUUGUUUCCCGGCACUGACCACGUUGACCAGUGGAUGCGUAUCGUGGAGACGUUAGGAACCCCACGCCCGGAAUUCAUCGCCCGCACGACACCCGGUGCCCAGCGAUACAUCAACAGCCAGCCGAUAAACCCGGGUCGACCGUUUGAAGAGCUGUUCCCAGAUGAAGCGUUCCAGGCGGCCGCAUCCACGAGAUUUCCACACCUGACGAACGAAGUGGCACGUGAUUUGUUGCGCAGGAUGCUAGCUUUCGACCCAAUGGAGCGAAUAUCGGUCGAUGAGGCACUGCAGCAUCCCUACAUCCACGUGUGGUACUACGAGGAGGACGUGAACCGCCCGGUUCCGAAGCCAUACGAUCAUUCCAUCGACGCGGCGAACCUCAGCGUGGAACAGUGGAAGGCGCUGUUGUUCAAGGAGGUUCAGGACAUUCAGAGGACCAUGUCGCUGGAUGGGACCAACCGAUGAGUCGGUGUCGCCACGACGGCGAUCCGACCAUGGGGCG
This is a messenger RNA of Anopheles nili, 1192 nucleotides long. RefSeq names its product stress-activated protein kinase JNK-like. Gene Ontology annotation, biological process: protein phosphorylation; JNK cascade. Lineage: Eukaryota; Metazoa; Arthropoda; Insecta; Diptera; Culicidae. The transcript has 3 exons. The record is from RefSeq and is a predicted model, not a curated record. The coding region runs from base 1 to 1155 and encodes 384 amino acids. Gene Ontology annotation, cellular component: cytoplasm; nucleus. Gene Ontology annotation, molecular function: JUN kinase activity; ATP binding.